CUGAUUUAUGUGAUUUUUAUUAUAUUUGUUCUUAUGGUGGAAACUCUUUCCUACAAUCCAUAUGACAACAUGAUAUGUCUGGACUGCGGUGACCAAUGUGCGGUGCAGAAACGCGGCACCAGCUGCAAAAGUGCGCGAAAAAAUAUGGAAGCAUGGAAAAGUAGAAAGGGAGAAGUGGCCAUAAAUACAUCUCAUCUGAUGUGCGUCCCGAAUGAUCUACAGCUCGUGGAAGUGGAUCCCGCUUACUGUUGCAUUUGGGCUCCGGAAUUUGGCUGCCGUCUGGUGCGUUCCGUCCUGGACGAUCAUAUCCCCUGCAGAAGGUGCAUAAAUCCAAAGAGAAAACGACGCGGCUAUACGCUAUGUCCCUGCAGGGGAUACCAUGGCAAAGUGGCCAUUGGACUCGUGUUUAUUGUGGUGGGAGUGAAUAUCAUUCGACAGAUGAGCUGAAGAAAAUCUUUUCUCCUACUACUAACCCAUACAUAGGCCCCUGAGGGGUGUAUGGUUGUUCCAUUAUCGAUACGAAUCAACGACACUUGAGACAUAAUGAGACUUAUGGGGAAGCCACAACAACAGUCUCCUAAUGUCUCCUGGCUGAUGGAUUCUUUGGAAAAUAAAUUUCCAUAUCUCAAAU
Molecule: messenger RNA, 631 nt
Organism: Drosophila obscura
Lineage: Eukaryota; Metazoa; Arthropoda; Insecta; Diptera; Drosophilidae
Exons: 2
Coding region: 34-447 (137 amino acids)
Source: RefSeq, a predicted model, not a curated record